AUGUCAGGCGGAGGCGUGCAUCUGGGUAUGGGGAUCAGUGACGCCACGGGUCUGGUGAGUAAGACUGCUUCAAUAUCGGUCCAUGUGAAAGGGUGCGUCGGAGAUUUACGUGUCCCUUUGUCGGAUGAGAAAAGGUAUUCAAGGAAACAGCCCUUAAUGGUAGUUCCUGAUAACGCUUGGAAGCAUGAAUGCACCGAUGUUUCUGACAGUGGUGGUUUCUCUCGUGAUAUGGUUACACCGUCCGGUGGUAAUAUUAAUAACGAUGGUCAAUUUUCUGGCAGUGGAAAUAUCGAACAGAAAAAAAAUUUUGAAUUGAUGGGAAGAAUUUCAGCCAGGAGUACAACUGUUACAGAUCCACCGACUUCUGUUCACAAUAUUUCACCUGCCGAAAGAACGCCUGGGAAUCAGAAAACUGUAUAUUCCACUCGAUUUAGAUUGCCAUUAACCUCAACAAAAGAUAUGACAAAUAACAACUCCACUAAGAAAUUUAAUUCGAACACCCGUCCGUUUCUCUAUCUUCAUCCUCAAACUCGCACUAAAUCAAAGGCACCAGACAAAGGCAUUCUUGAUAAAGUUGUUCGUUAUUGCCACUUUAAGCAGACACACGAUCGACAGUCCCACAAACAUUAUUGCACCGAUGUUCCUAGAUCAAAAGCUAAAAGAAGCAAACUGAUAAAGCAUCAUGGGACAACUUUGUCUACUCUUGAAGAGGAGGGUAAACCCACUUCUAUUUUACCUACACAGGAAAGCCACGAUGCAAAGAAUACAUUGAAUACCUGUCAAGACAAAAGUGAAGACGAUGACCAGUUAAUGGCGCAGUUAUCAGCACAAGUUGAGCACAUUCACCUUUCUUCGGAAAGCGUUAGCACACCUGAACUAAGCACAAUCCCCGUCGAACCCCAGCCUACCCAUCACAUUACCUCAUCGCAGCCAGGUGUGCAACACUUGCGAGAAAAAGAUGAUCCUCCUUCACAAUCCCCAAUUGAUGAGGUGAAUACACUAACGUCAAUACCAGAUGUGUCAACUGCGUAUAGACCUAUGAAGUGUGAAGGUGAUAUAAGGACUGAUGUUAUCUUGGUCGAUGGUGCCAAAAAUGAGGCUAACUCUGGAUUUAGAAGUCAGAAUUUCAUGCACUUCACAACAACAGUUAGUCAGCCCAUUCGAAAGCUCAUUCAAGUCGCUCCCAGCGUUGCUCCGAGAAACACGGCGCUGCAAUUAACCCCAUACAGUCAAACCACUCGAUGCAUCCCCAUCAGGAGCCAACUUCGAACGCGACAUCCGCGUAGACCCUACCAAUUCGCACCUAAUAUUAGCGUGAUAACGGCUGGUAAAAAAGCACUGUUCAUUAGGAAGCAGUUCAUUAAAAAAAGCUUUUUCCUACCUGAAAGCGCAAAUCUUGAGGACAUUCUGGCCGAUGCAGAUGAUAGGAGGAUAGUAGCAAUAUGUAACAGGUUUCACUGCGAAAUGGUGGCCUUCUCUAAGGUCCCGAGGAAGGGAUCCAUGAAGCACGAAGUGAUAAUUUCUGGUGGUUGCAGAGACGAUAUUGCAAAGUGUGCUCGAUGCCUUGAUGCGCGACUGAAUUGGUGCAUCUCACCCCAAUUGGAUUAA
This is a messenger RNA of Hydatigera taeniaeformis, 1608 nucleotides long. The record is from the annotation of a GenBank genome assembly. NCBI's taxonomy places the organism in Eukaryota, Metazoa, Platyhelminthes, Cestoda, Cyclophyllidea, Taeniidae.